UGGUGCUCGCACCCUUAUGGACAGUGCGUAUAAAAACAGUAGGAUGGGAAGUGGUCGGCGGUCAGUUGACAUCCGUCUGUAAGGAACGCCGGACACGACGCAAGUGCAAACAUGUGGAAACUCAGCCUCGUGAUCUUAUUCGCCGCUGGCGUUCUGUGCGAGGAGUACAAGUUAGAUCCUAUCAACACCGCCAAGAUAAAGGACGCGCUUAGGGAGCAAUGCAAGAAAAAUGGCGCCGAAGAUAAAGCUGAUUCAGUUGAGACUGCUGGCAAAAACUUCGUAGACUGCGUAAAGAAUUUGAUCAACAUUGAAACAGUAAAAAAGGAGAUCGAAGAAGCCAAGCCCAAUGGAGCUCUCGAUGAAGUUUUUGGAAAAUACUGUGCCAAGUCCCCCGAACUGAAGACGUGCAUCCACAAUCUGAACAGCGCCGUGACCCCUUGCCUCGAGAGUACCGUCCGCGACAAGAUGGGUGACAUCAACAACGCAGCUGACCAACUCAUCGACUUCGUCUGCUACAAGGAUGGAGACAGGAUUGCUUUGUUCAUUGCGGAGCAAGGCCCAGAGUGUUUCAGGGACAAAUCUGAUGCCAUCCGGGCGUGUGCCGACAAGCUGAAGAACGAAGUCGGCUCAGUGGAGGCUGCUAAGAGCUUAACUUUGAAUGAGCAAUGCGGUAAAUUCGACACACUUACGUCGUGCAUCGUCAAGGCUCUGGAGACGUGUUCCACCCCCACCCCCGGCAACAUGGCGGAGUCCCUCUUCCGGUUCGUGCGUAAGGGCUCGCCGUGCAAAGACGUGGUAAAUCAAUAGUUUUAUUCAUCAUCAUCAUCAUCGGCCACUUGAUGUCCACUACUGACAUAGACCUCCUCCAAAGACUUUCAGUUUUAUUCAUUUACCCUCCCUUCGCAAGCGUGAAAUUCCCACGGGAAACGUACUGUUUCCCAAAUGAAAAGUACUCAUUUUUCUCAAAAAGAUUGGUAUUGAGUAAGCGUAAUCAAGAAACAAACGAAACUUAUUUUCGAAUCAAGAUUUAGAAUAGUAGUUUAAAAAAUAUACUUCAGUAGUUUUUCAAUACAAAAUAUUUUACUUUAACACAAUAUUUUGUUGUUUCAGAAAAAUUAAGAAGCUGUACAAGAUUACAUAAGUAAGAAAUUGUGCCAUUAAAAAAUGUACCUAUCUACAUUUUAAUUAAAGUACCUAUGUAUUACUACAAACA
Molecule: messenger RNA, 1213 nt
Organism: Plodia interpunctella (Indianmeal moth)
Lineage: Eukaryota; Metazoa; Arthropoda; Insecta; Lepidoptera; Pyralidae
Gene: p27K
Product: 27 kDa hemolymph protein-like
Exons: 6
Coding region: 112-807 (231 amino acids)
Source: RefSeq, a predicted model, not a curated record